This is a messenger RNA of Portunus trituberculatus (swimming crab), 2164 nucleotides long. RefSeq lists its product as uncharacterized. Bases 1586 to 2164 code for a protein of 192 amino acids. The record is from RefSeq and is a predicted model, not a curated record. NCBI's taxonomy places the organism in Eukaryota, Metazoa, Arthropoda, Malacostraca, Decapoda, Portunidae. The transcript is spliced from 2 exons.
UCUUCUGCUUCCCCUCACCUGAACUUCUCACUCACCACGCGCCUGCCCAGCAUUACACUCACUUGCUUCUUCAUCACCAGCCUUAAAGAGAAGUCGAAAAGAGGAAGUCCCGAAGUUAGAAAGGAAGUCGGGAAGUCUCGCAGUGAAGGGAAAGGUGCUGUAGCCCUGCUUGAAGAUAAAUCAUCAAGAGAAGUGGAAGAAAAGGUUAGCGAAGUUCUCAAGAAGAAAAUCUCAAGACGUCAGUAAAAUAAAGACUACCAUCACGUCUAAAAAAAAACCCUGAAAGCAACAUAGUACAGUCAGGUUAACCAGCACAUUCAAGGCUUUCAGUGUGAGGAUGCAGCCCCGUAAUGUGGUGCCUCUGUGGGUCCUGGCCAGUCUGCUCAUGUGGAUGGAAGCAGACGCCGAGUCAGUGAGGACCGAUUGCAAUAGAACCAUUCUCAGCAUCACCAUUUUUUGCAAGAUUGAGGUGCAUCAUAUGGGGUCACUGCCUAACCGCUAUUCCACGGAGGCUGACAGGGAGCAGCUCAAGAGACAGAUCUGCCCAUGCAAGGAUUUCGAAGUGCACGGCGCCUGCCCGACCUUCAUUCGCAACCUUGCCAAGCGGUACUCCCCGGACAUCAUGUGCAUUGGCCACAGGAACAGGAAACCACAGCCCGAGAUUGUAGUGUCUAAUAGGACAGAUGUGAAGGAGGAAGGCACUGCUUUGUAACUCAAUGGAGGGAAGGAGGGAGGGAGUAGAAAGGAUUAAGGGUUCUCCUAUGGAUUUGGCUAUGUGUUGAUGAUGUACGACUACUGAUACUGAUGCUGAUAUAAUUUUUUGUUUCUCACCACGUGUGUGUGUGUGUGUGUGUGUGUGUGUGUGUGUGUGUGUGUGUGUGUGUGUGAUACUUGUAUAUUUAUAGUAUACAAGGCCUGCAUGACUCUCUUUUAGUCCUUUGCUAUAUUCAUAAUUUACCGAGUCUCUCUCUUCAUUCCGGGCACACUCUUUGCCGCCUCGUGUUCAUGGUGCGGUGCGGUGGGGACAAAAUAUUUCGCUUUCCAUGAACAAAGUAUUUGUGGUGCAGUUGGGCCUCUGAAAGGGAUGGCCAUGAAUUUAAGUGUGUUUUGUAUUUUCAUAAUCAGUUAAAUGUGGGGAAAUAUGUAAAGGAUUUGUAUGAAAUUCAGAGUUAUAUUUACGGUUGGGGGAAAAUGUGCAAUUCUCACGCGGUGGAUGAUUAGCAGAGCAGUAAAACGCUCUCUCUCUCUCUCUCUCUCUCUCUCUCUCUCUCUCUCUCUCUCUCUCUCUCUCUCUCUCUCUUCAUACAGGGAACGGGUGAUAUCAAUAAAUAAUAUGUUUGAUCCUGCAUUAGUUCCCUUCUUGAACUCCAAAAUUGUACUAAUGAAAAUAUGUUCAAGUGAAUGGAUGGAUGCAUUCAGGGUGCGGGGCGCGGGCCACGGGGCGCGGGGCGUGGGGUGCGGGUCAGCUUGGCGGUGAACUAUGACGGGUAUCCACGAGGCAAGAAUAUGAUCGUAAUAAAAAUUAUCGUAACAAAAUAUCCAAAUAUUAAAAACAAUAAUGAAAAAAGUUUACUAAGAUAUCUACAUGUCGAAAACAAAAAACAGAGAACUGCGAAAGAUCAAGUUCGAGGGGCAGGUAGUGCAGGCGGCACAGGGCGUCAUAGAACGCCUGCUGGUCUGCGUCACGCGCUGCCGCCCCAUCAUGAACACCUACAUAGGCCCAGAAACUGUGCGGUACUGCGUGGAGGCCACACGUGCCUUCACGGAGCUGUCCUCCAGCGUGCUGCACGAACUGCCGGCCCUCAACUACACCACGGAGAUGAUUAGGGACUUCCGCAAGCGUGGCGCGAGGAUGGUGAUCGACCUGCUGCAGGACCACUUUGUGGAGAGAGUGGUGAUGCACCAGGACCCCCUCGUGGGGGCCACGAUGCUGACGGCGGUGGUGUGUCUGCUAGAGCAGGAGGGCGUGGCGCGGGACGAGGCCGUAGGGCGCGUCCUGGACAGCAUCCUCCUCAUGCUGGGCCAGACAGAUUACUUGCCGGAAUAUCUAUUGAACUACUUAGAAGCUGAACAAACCUACAAUGAUGAGGUGACGGUCUACAACACUCUGCAUGGCGCCCUGCUGGGAGACCUUGAGGACGCCUCCCCCACCCCCCGCUGCUAG